This is a messenger RNA of Tinamus guttatus (white-throated tinamou), 1264 nucleotides long. The record is from RefSeq and is a predicted model, not a curated record. NCBI's taxonomy places the organism in Eukaryota, Metazoa, Chordata, Aves, Tinamiformes, Tinamidae.
AGCAAAUUUCUUAUAUAUGCCUGCCUGCUGCUUUUUUCUGUGUUGCUCUCUUUACGUCUGGAUGACAAAAUUCAAUGGAGCUACUGGGCUGUGUUUGCUCCAAUAUGGCUGUGGAAGCUAAUGGUGAUUGUUGGUGCCUCGGUGGGAACAGGAGUAUGGGCACGAAACCCACAGUAUCGAGCAGAAGGAGAAACGUGUGUGGAGUUCAAAGCUAUGUUAAUUGCAGUAGGCAUCCACCUGCUACUGCUGAUGUUUGAAGUUCUGGUGUGUGACAGGAUCGAAAGAGGAACCCAUUUUUGGCUUCUGGUCUUCAUGCCGUUAUUCUUUGUAUCUCCAGUGUCAGUUGCAGCUUGUGUGUGGGGAUUCCGACAUGACAGAUCUUUGGAGCUGGAAAUCUUGUGUUCAGUCAACAUUCUACAGUUCAUAUUUAUCGCACUCAGAUUAGAUGAGAUCAUCAGAUGGCCGUGGCUUGUUGUUUGCGUUCCUUUAUGGAUCUUGAUGUCCUUUCUGUGUCUAGUAGUGCUCUACUACAUUGUGUGGUCUGUUCUGUUCUUGCGCUCGAUGGAUGUGAUUGCUGAACAGAGGAGGACCCACAUAACAAUGGCUGUCAGCUGGAUGACAAUUGUCGUUCCUCUGCUCACAUUUGAGAUUUUACUAGUGCACAGACUGGAUGGGCACAACUCUUUCUCUUUUAUACCCAUAUUUGUUCCUCUCUGGCUGUCACUGAUAACUUUAAUGGCAACAACGUUUGGACAAAAAGGAGGAAAUCACUGGUGGUUUGGAAUUCGAAAAGACUUCUGUCAGUUCCUGCUUGAAAUUUUCCCAUUCUUGCGAGAAUAUGGAAAUAUUUCGUAUGACCUUCAUCAUGAAGAUAGUGAAGAAGCAGAAGAAACACCAGUUCCAGAACCACCAAAAAUUGCACCCAUGUUCAGAAAAAAGACUGGAGUGGUCAUUACACAGAGUCCUGGAAAAUAUGUGAUUCCACCUCCCAAGUUAAACAUUGAUAUGCCAGAUUGAGAUGACAACAGGUUAAUACACUGGGACUGGGAAUCAGCAGACAAAUGUAUUUCAUCUCAUGCCUUGUCCUGAUUACUUAAAAAUAGCUAUUUGUGAAUCAGUGGCUUGUAUUAUAGAGAUCGGAGAUUUUUAAUAUAAUUUGAGAGCUUUACAUGUUUGUGUAAAAUCGUAUGGAAGCAAAUCAAAGUGGGAACACUACUUCUAGUUCACAAAUGGAAACAAACUUCAUACAAAAAUGUACCCCAUG